Molecule: messenger RNA, 207 nt
Organism: Morchella importuna
Lineage: Eukaryota; Fungi; Ascomycota; Pezizomycetes; Pezizales; Morchellaceae
Exons: 5
Coding region: 1-207 (68 amino acids)
Source: RefSeq, a predicted model, not a curated record
AUGUAUGGAGUUUGGGUGAUCAGGUUCAAAUGUGCCGUCCACGGCACUGGCCAUGGCCCCAUACAUGUAUGUAUCUCCUACCAGCUGCCACGCCGACUUUGGGGUAGAAAGGCCUUACGUAUACACACAAUAUUCCACCGUGGCCGAUUUGUGGCUCUUGUAUUUGGUAUUCGCAAUCAUCAACCUGAUCUUCGAGCGUUUAUUUAA